AUGACCGAAAUAAUGCAGCAUCCUGUGAACAUUCGCAAACGACGCAUUUUGGAAGCGUUCAAAGAAGAAACUUCUACGCCAACUACAACAAAGGAGAACAGCAGCGAUUUGGUUGGCUUAGACUUGACAACACCCCGUGGCGAGUCACCCACUACUCCACAGGAAAUUAGAAAGAAAUUGGUCUCCCUCGAUAAGGAUGAGGCAAAAAUUAUUGAUAUGAAACUUAAAGUGCUGGAAACUUGGGAACUUAGCAAACGCAGGGGCAUUGAGAAACUUGUCAAAGAUGUCGAAGAACUACAAGAGUUGGAAGAUAAAAUCGAAAAGCUCGAAGAAUUGUUGUACGAGAAAAAUAUCGAAAUCGAUGAGGACAGGUUUGAGGCGUUUUAUCAAAAGCAAGUGCACAUUCAACCAACCAUGGAACCCUUAGAUCUACUGUACGAGUUGCAGCCCCAGACACCCAAGCGCGAGGAACAACAAACAAAAAGAGUUAAGAUUUCAGCAACCUCUACUCCGAUUACACGCAAGCCCGAAAAAGCAGAUAAAGCCGAUAUCAUUGAUAAGUUUGUGGCCAAUGAGGAUGGUAUGGUCAUCAUUGGGCCCAAUGGCACAAUGAUUCCCAAAGCAGCACUCACCGCCAUUAAUUGGUCGCUGUCGGGCGCCGCCUUGACUCGAAAAAUUCUAAUGGAAGUAUUCGAUCGCGAAACUCUUGCCUUCCAUACGCUGACGGGUAAACCUUCGCCGGCUUUUAUGGAUUGUGAUAAGCCCAUGAAAAAUCAAUUGGACACCCUGAAGGUGGCCGAUAUUAUACAUUUGGUGACCCAGCACACCAAUCUUACACCCAAGGAAGUGCGCAAUGCCAUCACCACCAAAUGUGCCGAUGAGAAUAAAAUGUAUCGCCAAAGAGAGAAGAAGCGUUUGAAUGCUGCCCUCAAACUUCAACAGCAACAACAGGAUCAGCAGGGGAAAACUGUUUGAGUAGGAAGAGGCUAGUUUAUCAUCAUUCAUAUUUGUAAAUAGGUUAUGCUAUUUUGUUAUUAUUAUUUUAAGAUGAGACAUCCUUAAGUUUUCUUUAAGACAUGCAAUUGUAAACUAUACACCCCCAACCUCUUGAAAUUGCUUUGUAAUUAUUGUACAUUUUUAUACAUAUUGUAGUUCAUUUUGUAGAGAAGACUAUUACUAUA
This is a messenger RNA of Stomoxys calcitrans (stable fly), 1181 nucleotides long. RefSeq names its product early boundary activity protein 1 (gene Elba1). The transcript has 2 exons. Gene Ontology annotation, molecular function: transcription corepressor activity; DNA binding. Lineage: Eukaryota; Metazoa; Arthropoda; Insecta; Diptera; Muscidae. The record is from RefSeq and is a predicted model, not a curated record. Gene Ontology annotation, biological process: negative regulation of Notch signaling pathway; positive regulation of neuron differentiation. Bases 1 to 975 code for a protein of 324 amino acids. Gene Ontology annotation, cellular component: nucleus.